UCAGACAUUCAGUAUCAAUUUUAAAUUGUCACUCAAAAACAAACCACAACCAAACCUCCAACAAAAUGUUCAAAUUCAUCGCUGUUUGCUUCUUCGCCCUCUUGGCUUUGGCUGCUGCUAAACCCGGUGUUGUUGCUCCUUUGGCUUAUACCGCUCCCGUGGCUUACUCUGCCCCAUUGGCCUACUCCGCUCCUUUGGCUUACCACGCUGCCCCAGCUGCUGCUGUUGUUGGUAGUGCUGCCUAUGUUGCUCCCUAUGCCUCCAGCUACAAUGCUCACACCAUUGCCCACUCUGCUGCCUUCCCUGCCGCUUAUGCUGUAGCUCCCGCCGCUGUUGCUGCCCCAGUAGCCACCCCCUUCGCCGCUCCCCUUUUGUUGAAAAAGUAAAUCAGAGAAUGUGAAU
Messenger RNA from Musca vetustissima, 402 nucleotides. Its product is annotated as cuticle protein 16.5-like. The transcript is spliced from 2 exons. Bases 66 to 386 code for a protein of 106 amino acids. The record is from RefSeq and is a predicted model, not a curated record. Lineage: Eukaryota; Metazoa; Arthropoda; Insecta; Diptera; Muscidae.